UAAUACAAGCAUCUGACAGACACAGCAGCCGCCAUGGAUGAUGAUCCGAACUUGAGCAUGAAGCUCCUGAUAGACCACAAAGGCCGAAGGGUCCUGUUUGCCGAAGCAGGUAAAGAUGUUGUUGACUUUCUAUUCAACAUUCUGUCAUUACCUCUCGGUGCUGUCGCAAGUUAUCAAAAUCCGAAAGACAUGGUGUGGAGCAUUGGGAAUCUGUACCAGGGUGUUGACGAUUUGAAUGAUCUGCAUAUGAUUUCCAACAAAAACGUGGACUUUCUUAUGAACCCAGUAGUAAUCACAUGCCGUACCACCACAGCAAAUUCCAAGUCGCCUCUAAUGUUACUGAGUACUGAUUAUUCUGAUCCAUCUUCAUCAACCAAGAAAUACUACUACAAGUGUGCUAACUUCUGUUACAGUAAUUGUCGUACAUACGUGACUCUUGACCCUAAAUCCGUUUGUCCAUAUUGCUCGACGACAAUGUCCUCUCCCCUGACUCUUGUUUCUCCGACCAAUGACUGGUCGUCGUCCUCAUCCUCGUCUUCUUUUGAGAGUGGUUUUGUGAAGGAUUGUGUGACUUAUAUGAUAAUGGAUGAUCUGGUGGUCAAGCCUAUGUCUAGUAUUUCUAGGAUUACUUUGUUUAACAGGUUGAAUCUCAAAGAAGUGGGUGCUCUUGAAGAGAAGACUGUCAAUCUCACUUUUGAUAAGGUUGGGAAGUUGCUGAAGGCCUCGUUGCAGACUAAGAAAGUGCUAACAAAUGUUUUCUUUGAAGAAAAGAUGGUGGUAGAAGAGGAGAAAUCAUUGGAGUCAGUUGAGUGAUGCCAUUGUAAACUUUACAUAGACAAUGCAAGGCUGCAGUGAUCUGUAUGUGUGUUUUC
Tripterygium wilfordii is the source of this 872-nucleotide messenger RNA. RefSeq lists its product as uncharacterized. NCBI's taxonomy places the organism in Eukaryota, Viridiplantae, Streptophyta, Magnoliopsida, Celastrales, Celastraceae. The record is from RefSeq and is a predicted model, not a curated record. Bases 34 to 813 code for a protein of 259 amino acids. The transcript is spliced from 3 exons.